GUGCUCAUCACGGAUACGCGCAGAAGGGCGCGCACAAACUUCAGACGGCGGCGCGUGUGGAUUAAUAACCUGUGAGAUUAUUCUGCUUGUUUAAGGACGCCUGUCAUAUGCUGUGGAAAUAAACACAAACUGACAGACGACUAAAUGGAUUGAGACUUCAGUGAAGUGCAGAAUAAGAGAAGUGAAAGUCUAAUCCAGCUAAUCCAGCAUGAGUCUGGGAAAACUGCCAGCGAUGAAAGGACUGGUCUUCACAUCCCAGAGUAAACGUCGUUUAAAAAGUGAUCUGUCUGUGGACAUGAUCAGCCCGCCCCUCGGAGACUUCCGUCACACCAUGCACGUCGGCCGUGGCGGAGACGUUUUUGGGGACACCUCGUUUCUGAGCAACUUUGGUGGUCCAACUAAUACUGACCGACCGGAUUCACCCUCUGGAUCGAGAACGACAGGAUUUCUGUCCCGCACGCUACGACACGUCCGGAAGCAUCCUCAGGGGCGGAUGAGGGAAGGGUCACGUGACCUCUCCUCUCCUCCACCAUCUGUGUCCCCCAUCAUUAAAAACGCUGUCUCUCUGCCUCAGCUGAAUCUGGACACUUCCAACGGCGGCCUGCAGAGGACGCUACUGCCAACCUCCAUCAGCUCACCUGCAGAUUCACUCUUCACCUACGGUCUUCUGGAUUCUGGUUUUGUCACAUUGCCCCGUUUCUCUCAACUUAAUCGAAACUUUCCAGAAGCGCCAGGAGAUUUGUGUGCAGACUACAGACGGAGUUCACUGCCUGAGAACAGUGACAUGUCAAUAACACGAUCUGAUUCACUCACAUCCUUCACUGUAGAUCUGGGUCCUUCACUCAUGAGUGAGGUUUUGGGUUUGAUUGACAGAUCCAGAAGUCUUUUCAGUAAGAACGUGGAUGAGGAAGAAGAGAUGGCGGUGGAGAGCUCAUCCAUCUCUCCUACAGUGAGCAGCACAUUAGAUGGGUCUCUACAGGAUCAUGAUGAUGAUGAUGAUGAUGAUGAUGAACAUUCGACAGAAGAUGCAUCACUCAAGUGUCCGGUCAGAGCCGAGGUGAGGAUUGAACCCCAGAGGUUUCAGGAGGCUGCCAGUGUACUGGCGCGUCACUUUGGAGAAGAAGGAAGUUUGUUAAAGGAGCAUCACAGACCUUCAUCUUUCAGACACAGGAGGGCGCUAUACACCUUUACUAAAACAGAGGAGGAGAUAAAACUAUAAACAUGACAACAGUCAUAAAUAAAGACAGUCUUAAAUAAACUAUCAUUUGAAUAUGUUUUGAAGUUUAAGAUACAUAUAUGUACGUUAAAGAUAAUUUUAUCAUAAUAUGACAGAUUAAAAGAAACAGAAUGAAGUCUGAGAGAACAGAGAGACAUCAACAUCAUCAUUCAUUUAUUCAUCAUUUUAUUAAAGAUAAACAUGUCAUGUACAGUAUUGAUCAUUACUACAUUACACAUAUACAUUCUGUAGUUUGAGACGUCUAUAUAUGUUUUUACACAUUCUUUAUCAUACGCACUUUCUUUUUUAAACACUGCAUUGCUUUGAAUUCCAUUUGAUUUCAUGGCAUGUAAAUGUUAAACUCCAAUUUAUGUUUAAAAGGGUUGUAAAAAGUCGGUAAUCAUAUGUAUCACUAUACUGGAUCAGUGCAAGUGCUGAUAAUAAUUUUAAUAUAUACAAAGACUUUGCAAUGUUUUUUUUUUCUCUUAAAAACCCUGGAUCUCUGAAAACAAAAAACAAAAAAA
This is a messenger RNA of Paramisgurnus dabryanus, 1740 nucleotides long. RefSeq names its product CDC42 effector protein (Rho GTPase binding) 1b (gene cdc42ep1b). Lineage: Eukaryota; Metazoa; Chordata; Actinopteri; Cypriniformes; Cobitidae. Gene Ontology annotation, cellular component: cytoskeleton; plasma membrane; cytoplasm. Gene Ontology annotation, biological process: positive regulation of pseudopodium assembly; regulation of cell shape; Rho protein signal transduction. The record is from RefSeq and is a predicted model, not a curated record. Gene Ontology annotation, molecular function: small GTPase binding.